Molecule: messenger RNA, 1596 nt
Organism: Symbiodinium pilosum
Lineage: Eukaryota; Dinophyceae; Suessiales; Symbiodiniaceae
Source: the annotation of a GenBank genome assembly
AUGUUCAAAUGGUUGACCGGAGACCGCGAUAAAGGCAACCGCGUUUUUGCCUCAGUCGCAGAUGGCCUUCAGGUGCUGUACAAAGAUCGACUGCUUCCAGUCGAAAGGGACUUCAGUUUCAACCACUUCUUCUCACCCGAGUUAACUGAUGCGGAUUUCUCUGCGCGACCUAUGGUUAUGCUCACCGGACAGUAUUCAACUGGUAAGAGUACGUUCAUUCGGCACCUGCUUGGGCGGGACUACCCUGGAUUGCGAAUUGGCCCAGAGCCAACGACAGACAAGUUCGUCGCAGUAUGCAAGGGAGACAUGGAUCAGGUCAUUCCGGGGAACGCCUUGGUUGUUGACAAAUCUAUGCCUUUCACACAGCUGAGUCACUUUGGCAACAACUUCCUCACACGUUUCGAGUGUGCGAAGCUUGACAGCGCCGUUCUAAACGGCAUGUCCCUCAUAGACACACCCGGUGUUCUGUCUGGAGAGAAGCAACGCCUCAAACGCGGUUAUGAAUUCGAGGAAGUCAUCAAAUGGUUCGCAGAUCGUGUGGACAUGAUCCUAGUCCUUUUUGAUGUGUCCAAGCUCGACAUUUCAGAUGAGUUUCGCCGAGUAUUGCUUGCAUUGAAGGGGAAUGAUCAAAAGAUUCACAUCAUUCUGAACAAGGCCGAUCAAGUAACGACGCCGCAGCUGAUGCGCGUGUAUGGGGCCCUCAUGUGGUCCCUGGGCAAAGUAAUAGAUACCCCAGAAGUGUCCCGCGUUUACAUCGGCUCUUACUGGGAUGGAGCACUGCGGAACGUAGAAAUGCGAAAUCUCUUUGAGUCGGAAGAGAAUGACCUCUACACGGCCUUGUCGCAGAUGCCCCGGGGUGCUGCAACGAGAAAGCUGAACGACUUGAUCAAGCGGGCGAGACUGGCCCGGGUGUUGGCAUUCCUCCUAAACCACCUCAGGAACAAGAUGCCAUCCUUCAUGGGCAAGAGCAAGGAGCAGAAGAAGCUCAUUGACAACCUUACCAAUGUUUAUGGAGACAUCGCCAAGGAACGUGGUUUGGCAAUGGGCGACUUCCCCGAUCCAAAUCUCAUGAGGGACAAGCUGGAGAAGAUGGACUUCACGAAGUUUCCGAAAUUGGAUAAGAAGAAGAUGGACAAUCUGGAGGCCAUGAUCCACCAAGAGCUACCUCAGCUUCUGAGAUUGACAACCGAGGAGGCGGCUGCGGCUGAAGCUGCUGAAGUGGCCCAGCUCUCUGUGGGGGCUUCGCCGUUCGCUGUCAUGAAGGUGGACGGGCAAAGCGAACAAACCGUGUACCAAAACCAGUGGCUGACUUGUCCGAAUGUCGAGGAAUACGAAGCAGACUUUCAAGCUGUUGGUCCCAACGAUGCUGGGAAGAUUUCUGGUUCGCAGGCAAAGGUCAAGCUCGAGGAAAGCAAGCUGCCCUCAAAGGUGCUGCAUGCAAUUUGGAACUUGUCUGACGUGGACAAGGACGGUUUCCUAUCUUUGCCAGAGUUCGCGCUAGCCCAGCACUUCAUAAAGAUGAAGUUGGCCGGGCAGGAUCUUCCUGCGUCUCUUCCCCCGCAGAUGAUUCCACCAGCUGAAGCUAACCGAGCUUAG